UGUUACUCCUUACCGUGCUGGUUCACUUACCCAUUAUUAUUGUUUAAAUCACAAAUUAUCUGGAGGAUUAUAUAUCGCGUAUCAGCAUACAAACGGAAUAUAAGUUCGUGAAUAUGAAAAGAAAAGAAGAGAAUGUUCUAAAGUGUUGAUGAAAAUAAAUCUUACUGCACAAUUCAACUUGAAAAUGGGAAACAUCAAGCUGAAAGAAGCUGUGUGUUGAUGACGCAAGGAUACUGUUAGAACAGCACCCAUGAAGAAGAGUGGCAAUGUAGAUUUAUGUAUUACUUGAAAAAUAACCAAAGGAAGAAGAAAUAUGACACUGAACAACGGGUGAGAACUGUGACAUUACUGUGUUUACAAGAUGAAACAGAUAGCGCGGAAGGUCACGGGAGUGGUGAUCCUCUUGCGGUUGUUUCUGCAGCGGAGGUGGAAGUCCAUGGGCGUCACCUUUCUGCUGUGGGCGGUGGGCGUCCUGUGUGUUGUUACCCUCUACCUCACCUACACACAACCCGCCGGCAUACAUGUGCUAUGUGAGUGUGGCGAGAAGGUGGAGACAAGGGAGAGGGUUGACAGGUACCUCGCUAACCUCAUGAAAGAAGUCGAUCCUACGAUAAACAGAACAGCCUUACAAGCGUCCGAGGCGUGGCACCCGUCCCUGGCCGUGAAGUUCCUGGUGAGUCAGGAGCGUCGCGGGUAUCGCUGCUCCACCACACCCGGCCUCUUCUCCGUCAGGCACAGUAACCUCUACUGGCAAGAGGCCACCGUCGCUCACACCACUUUCCUCCUCUACGGCGCUUACUACGACGACAGAGAUGUUGAAGAAGGGCCUCUGGUGCGGGUGCUUGUAAUGGUGGAGGCUGCCUGGCCGCCCACGCCCACUUGUCACUUCUGGUACGCCCACGACGACCCUGUCCCUGUCGCCACCAAGGCCAUCCGCAUGGAUUACGUGCAGUGGCAGGAGCGAGUAGAGGGCCAGUGGAUGCCCUUCUUGGUGACGUGCCGGGCGGGGCGUAACCUCAGGGGCAUUCCCAGGGUGGUGUCUUUGGUUGCCUACGCCUGCGAACCCGCUACCAACGCCCUAAGGGUACUAAACCAGGGGUUCUCUGCCCCCUACACCAAAAAGGGCCUCGCACUCUGCCACAAGUUCAUCUUUAACCCUGCCAGGGACUUCUCCAAGAGGCUGGUGGAGUGGGUGGAGGUGGCUCGAGCUUGGGGCGUGGACGAGGUGAUGGUGUACGAGGGAGCGGCCCACCCCAACGUGACCAAGGUCCUGCGGUACUAUCAGAAAGAGGGAUACCUGAAGGUGAUGCCUUGGACCAGCCCUGGGUCACAGCCCUCAAUACCUCACCUGUACCGCACCCUCUAUGAUACCCAGAGGUUCAACCUCUUUUCCAACGAGAACGUACCCUACACGGACUGUCUGCUGCGACACAUUGCCACGCACAAGUACGUGGCUGUCUGGGAUGUGGACGAAUUCAUGCUGCCGGCGACCCAUCCGUCUCUCCCAGCCAUGAUGGACGCCGCGAAGGCCAGGGCGGAGUCCCUCGGCCUGCAUCCUACCUCCUAUCUGGCCCGCUGUUCAUAUUACUUCGACGACCUGACUGAACAACCAACGAACGACCUGCCGGAAUACCUGUACUCCUUACGUCAUGUGACCCGCACCGUCAGGCUGACACCCCCUGCCGUCUUCACGAAGUCCAUUCACGACACCUCCUACGCCCUCGGCCUCCACGCCCACUUCGCUUUAGUUAACCUGGCCGGACCGGUGGAUCGAAUCCACGAUCUAUACCACCUAUACCCGGGUCACGAGGCCCACCUAGCCCACUACAGGUCCAAGUGUCAAGGGGAGAGUCAGGUAGAGUGUGAGACGGACUUCCGGCCCUACCUAACGCGUGACACUACCAUGUGGCGCCACCGUCAGGCUAUCUCAAACGCCGCCAGGCGAGUCCUGAUGAAAUUAAAUCUUAUUCUUCCCUGAUCUAUUUCUUUUAAAGAAAUUUCAGAUACAGCUGACAGUUGAUAAACACACAUUGGGUGAACAAAAGGUGUAAAAUGAGAAGCAAAAGAAAAAUAAGCCAAAAGGCGAAAAGACUCAAGUAAUUCACCAUUUACCUUUAAUUUAUGAAGCGUUCAAAUUACAUAAAAUAAUCCAAUAUGCAAAUAUCAAUUCUUGUAUUGAAAAUUCCCCUGGAUGUUUCUCAGUUCUUCCCCCUUGAUUUUAAUACAUUCAUUCCGAAAUGGUAUUCUUCAGUUCGCCGAUAUAAUUUAUUAUAAACACGAACAUUUACUCCAUAUUAAUAAAAACCACCCUCUACUGUUUUUGCACUCCAGGCAAACUGGCUAUAGUAUGUAUACUUAAUAUCAAUCAGAGUACCGUCAUCAUAUCUGAGGGUUGGCGACCACAGUCCUCCACUCUAAACGUUUCGGGCUGUUU
Messenger RNA from Homarus americanus (American lobster), 2434 nucleotides. Its product is annotated as beta-1,4-galactosyltransferase galt-1-like. The record is from RefSeq and is a predicted model, not a curated record. NCBI's taxonomy places the organism in Eukaryota, Metazoa, Arthropoda, Malacostraca, Decapoda, Nephropidae. Bases 362 to 1978 code for a protein of 538 amino acids. The transcript has 8 exons.